AUGCCAGCGAUGCGAACUAAUAGAGGUUCCGGCCCUAUUUCGGCUGGACGGUCGCUCAUUAACCCUCCGACACUUAUUGAGUAUAAUAAUCUUCGUUUCUUGAUCGCAGAUGCUCCAUCAAACAAUAACUUACAUCUGUAUAUUCAGGAAUUUGAGCGAUAUAAUGUUACUGACGUUGUUCGUGUUUGCGAUCCUACUUACAACAGUGAGCCUCUUGAAAGUCGUGGAAUCGUAGUCCAUGAUUGGGUGUUUGGUGAUGGUGAAGCUCCGCCAUCUCAAAUAGUUCACGAAUGGCUUGAUCUCGUACAAAGUCGAUUCACCGAGUGUUUUGAAGGUACGGAAAAUAAACCUGCUACAAUCGCUUGUCAUUGUGUCGCUGGACUUGGACGGUAA
Molecule: messenger RNA, 393 nt
Organism: Funneliformis geosporum
Lineage: Eukaryota; Fungi; Glomeromycota; Glomeromycetes; Glomerales; Glomeraceae
Source: the annotation of a GenBank genome assembly